GUAUGAACAAAAUACUAUCUGUUAAUUGCUUAUUUUGCUUUUAUUAUUUACAAAAGGUGGAAUAUAUGUUAGUGAAAUUUGACCACGAGAAUAAGAAGGUUCGCUUGGCGCUAUGUGGCGAAGAAGUUCUUCAAACACUGCAAGACAAGGGGGAAAAGGUAAACCCCAAUCACCCAACCCUCUGGCGACCAGAGUAUGGAAGCUAUAUGAUUGAAGGGACGCCUGGGCAGCCGUACGGGGGCACCAUGUCUGAAUUUAAUACCGUGCAAGACAACAUGAGGAAAAGAAGGCAAGAGGCCGCUUCUGUGCUUAAGGAAAACGAGGCCCUGUGCACUGUGACGUCCUUUCCAAGGUUAGGGUGUCCUGGAUUUACCCUGCCGGAGUAUGAGCCAACACCAGUAGAAGAAGGAGCUUCAAAAUCCCUGUUUUUUCCAGAUGAAGCCAUCAAUAAACAUCCUAGAUUUAGUACACUGACCAGAAAUAUUCGGCACCGAAGAGGAGAGAAGGUUGUGAUAAAUGUACCAAUCUUUAAAGAUAAGAACACACCAUCACCAUUUAUAGAAACAUUUCCAAAUGAUGAUGGAGAAGCAGCGAAAGCAGCUAAACCCGACCAUAUAUAUAUGGAUGCUAUGGGUUUUGGAAUGGGAAACUGCUGUCUUCAGGUAACAUUCCAGGCUUGCAGCAUUUCUGAAGCAAGAUACCUCUAUGAUCAGCUAGCCACAAUCUGUCCAAUUGUGAUGGCCCUGAGCGCCGCGUCUCCCUUCUACAGAGGCUACGUGUCCGAUAUUGAUUGUCGUUGGGGAGUCAUCUCUGCAUCUGUGGAUGAUCGAACGCGAGAAGAGAGGGGUCUAGAGCCACUGAAGAACAACCAUUAUAGAAUCAGUAAAUCCAGAUAUGAUUCCAUAGACAGUUAUCUAUCUGAAUGUGGUGAGAAAUACAAUGACAUUGAUUUGACAAUAGACAAAGAUAUCUACGAGCACCUGAUAAAGGAAGGUAUUGAUCACCUCUUGGCACAGCAUAUUGCACACCUGUUCAUUCGAGACCCAUUGACUUUGUUUGAGGAGAAAAUACACCUAGAUGAUGCGAAUGAAUCUGACCAUUUUGAGAAUAUUCAGUCCACAAACUGGCAGACAAUGAGAUUUAAACCACCUCCUCCAAAUUCAGACAUUGGUUGGCGAGUGGAAUUCAGGCCUAUGGAGGUCCAGUUAACAGACUUUGAAAACUCUGCUUAUGUUGUGUUUGUGGUACUGCUCACCAGAGUGAUUCUGUCAUAUAAACUGGAUUUCCUCAUUCCUUUGUCCAAGGUGGAUGAAAACAUGAAGGUGGCCCAGAAAAGAGAUGCCGUCCGGCAGGGGAUGUUUUACUUCAGGAAGGAUAUUUGUAAAGGUGGGAACGCCGUGGUGGACGGAUGCGGCUCGGCGCAGAACGGCACGGACGCCGAGGAGUACGGCCUGAUGAGCAUCGACACCAUCAUCAACGGGAAGGAAGGAUUCUUUCCUGGUUUGAUCCCAGUUUUGAAUUCUUACCUUGAAAACAUGGAAGUGGAUGUGGACACAAGAUGCACCAUCCUAAACUACCUGAAGUUAAUAAAAAAGAGAGCAUCUGGCGAGUUGAUGACGGUUGCCCGAUGGAUGAGGGAGUUUAUCGCGCAGCAUCCAGACUACAAGCAAGACAGCGUCAUAACCGAUGAGAUGAAUUACAGCCUUAUCUGGAAAUGCAACCAAAUUGCACAGGGCCAGGCGGAGUGUCCUGAGCUCCUGGGAGUGGGGUUUAACAAGAAGCCGAGUGGAAACAAGACUGGCUCUUUGUAAUGAGCGUGUCUUAAUGCAGGAG
This is a messenger RNA of Tinamus guttatus (white-throated tinamou), 1833 nucleotides long. NCBI's taxonomy places the organism in Eukaryota, Metazoa, Chordata, Aves, Tinamiformes, Tinamidae. The record is from RefSeq and is a predicted model, not a curated record.